Molecule: messenger RNA, 5512 nt
Organism: Drosophila pseudoobscura
Lineage: Eukaryota; Metazoa; Arthropoda; Insecta; Diptera; Drosophilidae
Gene: sol
Product: small optic lobes
Exons: 8
Coding region: 414-5210 (1598 amino acids)
Biological process (GO): proteolysis
Cellular component (GO): cytoplasm
Molecular function (GO): calcium-dependent cysteine-type endopeptidase activity
Source: RefSeq, a predicted model, not a curated record
UGGCCACCCUGUACAAAUUGUUCUCAGUGUUAUCGAUAAGUUAAUCAGGUGGGCCGUUCUUAUUGUUGCUGUCCGAAGUUUGUAUCUACAACAAGGUCCCGUUGCCCACACAAUCUGCUAAAUAUGUGUUGUGCUGCAACAGUUAAAAGUGUGAAAGGAGCGCGCGGCGUGAAACUGUUGAAAGCAAUUGCCAUUGCCUGGUUAUACUGGUGCUCGCUGUGAAGCUCUGCCUGCCACCACCCUGCACAACAGCAACACAAACAACAACGGCGCUGAUAGCUGCAGCUUCAGACACAGCAGCCAUAGGCAGAGCGAAAGCUCCAGUUUAAGCUAGUGGCAGCCCCAACUCUAAUCAGUUCGACAGCAGCUAGGCCCCCCUGCUCCUGCCUGUCCCAGUACUCAGCCAUUCAGCAAUGGGCACUAUCUCAUCGGUGCUGCAGUGGUCGUGCACCAAGUGCAAUACGAUCAAUCCGACUGAAUCUCUUAAAUGCUACAAUUGUGGGACGGUGCGCAAAGUGUUUCCCAGUCCUACCGCAACAUUGUCGUCUCACCAGACGGCUACAGUAAAAACUGCACCGCGACAGCCCAGCACUUGGAUACAUCGACAGCGAGAGCCCCCACAUCCGGCAGAAGCACUGCCAGCUGAUGGAGACUCGCUUGAUAGGAUCAAAACGGUAACCAGAAACGAAUACAACAAGAAUGUCUACAAGUCGCUGCUGCGCGGCUGCCUGAAGCGACCGCAGCGGAACAGCCAGAACCUGCCCGCCAACUGCGUCGACUGCGAGGACACGCGAAAGUACAUCAAGAGCUCCAUUGAGCUAUAUCGGCACUUCUCGAACCCGGCGCUGAACCGACGCUGGAUCUGCCACGCCUGUGAGACGGACAACAACUCAGUAACCUGGCACUGUUUGAUCUGCGACACGGUCAGCUAUCUGGCGCCCAUUUACAAGGACGCGAUUGCCGGCGACGGUCCUCGGGGCCAAGAGCUAGCUGACAAUCUAGGCAGCGGCAGCAAGGGGGAGCUGCUAACGGACAGAUCGGACCAGAAUAAUCAUUAUAGCCAUCACCAGCUGCAUCAGCAUCAGUACCAGCACCAGCAGGAGGAGCACCAACAGCAACAACAUUCCCAAAAACGACAGCUUAAGGGCAGCGGUCGAAGUGGCAGAUUCUCCCUUUUUCGGCGUACCCAGAGCCUGAGCACGGCCAUCGACAAGAGCUCCUCGGGCCGCAGCUGCCACAUAUGCUAUGUGAACAACCAGAGCAAGGACAUCUUCAAUCUUCCCCAGUCCAAGCCACUGCUAACAGGUAUUCCUCCUGUGGCCACCUGCAGCAAUUCGCGCUUCGCCAUUGCCAACGAUACCUUCUGUCGUCGUAAGCAGAACAAUAACAACAAGAACCAAAAUAAAGUGGUGCGCGAGAGUUGCGCCAAAAAGAAAUACAACUUUACCAUCACGACGCUCUCGCGAUCCUCGGCCAAGGAGGAGGCCAAGUCUAUAUCGAAGCCGCUACGACAGCAACAGCAGCCGAAGCAGCAGCAAGCGAAUGCCCAGCGGGAGCCAGCAGUGAGUAUGAAUCCAUCACAGUUCACCAUACCGAGGAACGGAGUCUUCAUAGCCGUCAAUGAGUGGUCAGAGCCGACGGCCAGUACUGCUGCCAGUGGAAAGCGCAGCCAAGCCCUGCCCUGUGAUAUGGCCCACAAUCAUCAGCCCCAGCAGCAGCACCACAACAACAACAACAACAAUAACAACAACAGCAACAGCAACAAGAACAACAACAAUUGUGGAAAGAUGCACCAGCAGCAGCAGCAGCUGUAUGAGAACGAUUGCGUGGCCUUGGUCCAACAGCAGCUGAGGGCGACCGCUGCCCAGGCAGCCCAGGCAGCAGCAACCGCCGUGGCUGUGCCCCUGCCUCUGCUUAUGCCUGUGGCUUCCUCCCCUGUGGCUGCAGGGGAGCCGUCAAUGCCCAUAUAUGCUCAGGUGAACAAGCAGCACAAGCUCAAGAAGAAACACCAUCAGCAACAGCAACAGCAACAGCAGCAGCAGCAGCAGGAAGUACAGGCCAACAACAAUGAAAGCGUCAACGUUGAGGCGUCAGCUUUGACAACGGACAACAGUAGUAGCGAAGCUAUGACAGGAUUCGGCCUGGGAGCCAGCACCGAUGGCAGCGGGGAGGCAAGCGAGUCAGAGUCGAGCAGUACACAGCCAGAGCUGCACGUCGAAGAGCAUUCCAUCUAUGCCAAGGUUUGGAAGGGACCACGCAAGGCCACUGAAUCCAAAAUCACUCAUGAUCCAGGCAGUAGUCGUCUUAUUGUUGCCACAGCCUCAGCGAUAGCAACAGGGGCGCCAUCGGGUGCAGCAGCAGGAUCAGCGAUAGCAGCACCUGUGGCCCAACGCAGCGAAAACAAACCGCUGGUGGGGCACAGCAGCCGCAGCAAGAUGUGGACAUGCAUCAAAUGUUCCUAUGCCUACAAUCGUCUCUGGCUGCAGACCUGCGAGAUGUGCGAGGCCAAGCCGGAGCAGCAGGCCCAACAGCAGCCGCAGCAGCAGGCAGAGACGCCAACGAACCGAGACGAACCGUGGACGUGCAAGAAGUGCACCCUGGUCAACUACUCCUCGGCCAUGGCCUGCAUUGUGUGCGGCGGAUCCAAGCUGAAGAGCAUCUCCUCCAUCGAGGACAUGACGCUGCGCAAGGGCGAGUUCUGGACGUGCAGCCACUGCACUCUCAAGAACUCGCUGCACUAUGGUCUGUGCAGUGCCUGCAAGUCCAUUCGGCUGCUCCCCGUCGAAACGGUGCGCGAGCGUCCCGAUGGGCAGUCGUACGAGGACCAAGACGCUGCCGCCGCUGGCCACCUCCCGCCAGGCACCGCCAACGAGGCCAAGAUUCCAACGGGGAUCGCCAUGCCUAUGCCCAUGCCCUUGUCCUUGCCUAUGACUGUGCCCAUGCCCAUGCCCAUGCUGCAGUUGCCAGCAGCGGUCGUGCAUCGUGGGUCACGCAGUCCCUCGCCCAGGGCGAUAGGGAUGUCGCCCAUUGUACAGCAGCAGCAGCAACAGCAGCAACCGCAACAGGUGCAGUCAGUAAGGAGCUCCUCGGGGGCCAUUCCCAAAAGGCACAGCACCGGGGGCUCCAUCGUCCCUCGCAACAUUUCCAUAGCCGGACUGGCAGCUGGCACUUCAGCCUACAACAUACAGCAGGGAUCAUCAGCAGGGUCUGGCUCCAAGAAGUGGCAAUGUCCGGCAUGCACCUACGAGAACUGCGCCGCCUCCGUAGUUUGCGACAUAUGCUCGAGUCCGCGGGGGCUAGUAAACGCUGUUAUCGGGGAUGCCCUGGCCAGGAAGUCCAUACGGGUGGCCCUAACAGACAUCCGGCAAGAGAGCAAGCUGAUGGAGAACCUGCGCCAGCUGGAGGAGACCGAGGCACUGACCAAGUGGCAGAAUAUCAUCCAGUACUGCCGCGACAACAACGAGCUCUUCGUCGACGACUCCUUUCCGCCGGCGCCGAAAAGCCUCUACUACAACCCGGCAAGCAGUGCAACCGAGGGCAAUCCGGUGGUGCAGUGGCGCCGUCCGCACGAGAUUAACUGCGACGGCGGCGCAUAUCCGCCGUGGGCCGUUUUCCGCACUCCCCUGCCAUCGGACAUCUGCCAGGGUGUGCUGGGCAAUUGCUGGCUGCUAAGCGCCCUGGCCGUGCUAGCUGAGCGCGAGGACCUCGUCAAGGAGGUGUUGGUCACCAAGGAGAUUUGCCCCCAGGGAGCCUACCAGGUGCGGCUCUGCAAAGACGGCAAGUGGACGACCGUGCUCGUCGACGAUCUGCUGCCCUGCGAUAAGCGCGGCCAUCUGGUUUAUUCGCAGGCUAAGCGGAAGCAGCUCUGGGUGCCGCUGAUUGAGAAGGCAGUGGCCAAGAUCCAUGGCUGCUACGAGGCGCUCGUCUCAGGUCGCGCCAUCGAAGGCCUGGCCACUCUGACGGGCGCCCCCUGUGAGAGUAUACCGCUGCAGGCGAGCUCCCUGCCCAUGCCCAGCGAAGACGAGCUAGACAAGGAUCUGAUCUGGGCGCAGCUGCUUAGCUCGCGCUGUGUGCGCUUCCUCAUGGGUGCAAGCUGCGGCGGUGGAAACAUGAAGGUCGACGAGGAGGAGUACCAGCAUAAGGGCCUGCGGCCCCGGCACGCCUACUCGGUGCUGGACGUGAAGGAUAUCCAGGGGCACAGGCUGCUAAAGCUGCGCAACCCGUGGGGCCACUAUUCGUGGCGCGGCGAUUGGUCGGAUGACUCUUCGCUGUGGACUGACGACCUGAGGGAUGCCCUGAUGCCGCACGGCGCCUCCGAGGGUGUCUUCUGGAUCUCCUUCGAGGACGUGCUCAACUACUUUGACUGCAUCGACAUCUGUAAGGUACGGUCCGGCUGGAACGAGGUGCGUCUGCAGGGCACCCUCCAGCCAUUGUGCUCCAUCUCCUGUGUCCUGCUCACCGUGCUGGAACCCACCGAGGCGGAGUUCACGCUCUUCCAGGAGGGCCAGCGAAACUCCGAGAAGUCGCAGCGCUCCCAGUUGGAUCUCUGUGUUGUGAUAUUCCGCACCCGCUCGCCGGCGGCCCCCGAGAUCGGCCGUCUCGUGGAGCACAGCAAGCGUCAGGUGCGCGGCUUUGUGGGCUGCCACAAGAUGCUAGAGCGGGACAUUUAUCUGCUGGUUUGCCUGGCCUUCAACCACUGGCACACUGGUAUUGAGGAUCCGCACCAGUAUCCGCAGUGCAUCCUAGCCAUCCACAGCUCAAAGCGCCUGCUUGUGGAGCAGAUCAUCCCUUCGCCGCACCUCCUAGCCGAUGCCAUCAUCAGUCUGACCUUAACCAAAGGUCAGAGGCACGAGGGACGAGAGGGUAUGACCGCCUACUACCUCACCAAGGGCUGGGCGGGUCUGGUUGUGAUGGUAGAGAACCGACACGAGAAUAAGUGGAUUCAUGUCAAGUGCGACUGCCAGGAGAGCUACAAUGUGGUGUCCACCCGAGGCGAGCUCAAAACUGUGGACUCCGUGCCGCCGCUUCAAAGGCAAGUGAUUAUUGUGCUUACCCAGCUGGAAGGAAGCGGCGGCUUCAGCAUCGCCCAUCGGCUCACACACCGGCUGGCCAACUCUCGGGGCCUCCACGACUGGGGACCGCCAGGAGCUACACACUGCCCCCCCAUUGAAAACGUACACGGGCUGCAUGCCCCGCGCCUGAUCACCUAAUCUGAGACUCCAUUGAUUAAGGACCGCACAAAUGCGUAUGAAAUGCAUGGAUGCAUGAACGGAUGAACGGAUGCCUGAGCACUGGUUAAAGAUAACGAUUAAUGAUUCCUUUUGAUGUUCUCUCGAUGUGUACUUAUGUAUGUCUUGAUUUCCAUUCGCCUCCGCUCAUUUAUACCGUACUCUAGUCUAUGUUUUGUAAACGUUUUACGUACCAUGCAUACAACAAAAACCAAAACCCAAAGGAAAGAAAUAUAUAUAUGUAUAGAUGGGUAUAGACGUAUACCAUCUGAUCAAACUUCAAA